Messenger RNA from Truncatella angustata, 714 nucleotides. RefSeq names its product ESCRT-1 complex, Vps28 subunit. Bases 1 to 714 code for a protein of 237 amino acids. The record is from RefSeq and is a predicted model, not a curated record. Gene Ontology annotation, biological process: protein transport to vacuole involved in ubiquitin-dependent protein catabolic process via the multivesicular body sorting pathway. The transcript has 2 exons. Gene Ontology annotation, cellular component: ESCRT I complex. Lineage: Eukaryota; Fungi; Ascomycota; Sordariomycetes; Amphisphaeriales; Sporocadaceae. Gene Ontology annotation, molecular function: protein-containing complex binding.
AUGAUCUCCCGACAGGCAUACGCUCCGACUCCUCACAGUUAUGUGCCAAACACAACACUGUCGGCGACCAUCGACUUGGACGAGGAGGUUAAACUUGCAGAGACUCGAGCUGAAAGAGACCUGCAAGACUCCCUAGCUGAGAUAUUCUCCAUCAUCAUAACAUUAGACGAACUUGAGAAGGCAUUCCUCAAAGAUGCAAUACCUGAGGCGGAUUACACUGAGAUCUGCGAGCGUUCUUUGAAGCAGUACAAGUCCAUAUUAGCAGAUGAUACUGUGGCCAAGGCAUUCGUAGGCUUAGACGAGUUUAAAGCUGAGUGGGACCUCGAAGUUCCUCGAGCGACAGAACGAUUGAAGGUCGGCAUGCCAUCUACAGCUGUCAAUGCUUCCGCAGGUUCGGCCCCGGCGCCUGCAGCAGCAACGAACAACAAGUCCGGGGCACUUAUUCUCGAAGCCACUCAAGACUUCAUCACCUUUUUAGAUGCCCUGCGACUGGGUCUCCUCGCCAAGGAUCAACUUCAUCCAUUGUUGACCGAUGUGAUUCAGAGCGUCAAUAAGGUCACCGAUCGCGAUUUUGAGAACCGAGGCAAGAUCAUCCAGUGGCUGAUCACUUUGAAUCAAAUGAAAGCGACCGAGGAACUAAGUGAGGAGCAGUCUCGAGAAUUGGAGUCCGACAUCAACUCAGCAUACCUGGGAUUUAAGAACAUCCUCACUUAG